CAGGUGCUGCUGGAGAUGUGGGCCCUCCGUCGGGGCGGCUGCCCGGAACGUGCGCUGCGCUUGUGCGCCCGCGUCGAGGCCGCCAAGCUGCUCCUGAAGCUGGCGCUGCGGAGGCAGACCCCUUUCGCGUUCUACGUCGACGAGGCGGCGCUCGACGAGGCGGAGCCGCCCUCCGGCGCCGGGGCGCAGGCGCCGCUGCAGGCCGCGCCCGCGCAGGACGCCUUCGUCGGCAGGCGGACGGGCAGGACGCUGACGGCGCUCGGGCCUCACGCCGCCCAUCGAGGUUCUGCCCUGGGCGUGGCCCGGUCGCUUGGCAAUAUCGUUGCGGACAGGAGUCCGGGCUCGUUGCAGACCCUCGUGGCCGAGGUUCUUUUCCAUGGACGUCCUUUUGUGCAUCUGAUGAUGCUGAUACAGCGUGGCAGAAGAUCCUGGGCGGCCUGGUUCGUGGCCGUCCUGUUGGACCGGCUGUCGCUGGGCCUGCUGACGUCUGCGGUGCGGCCCAGGCCGAACUCCCGGGCGGCGGCGCUGGAGCUGGCGGAGCUGCGGCGGCGCAGGUGGCUGCAGGCGUGGGCCCUGGCGCGCUCGCCCGCCUUCGAGCUGCUCCUGCGGCGCCCCGCCGAGAGACUGGAUCGCAUCCUCAAGAGAAUCCCCAUCGUGAACUUGUUCAACUUCCUCGAGCUGGGGCUGGCGCUUCAGCCCCUCUACUCCUCCAGCUCCGCGUCCUGA
Prorocentrum cordatum is the source of this 726-nucleotide messenger RNA. The record is from the annotation of a GenBank genome assembly. Lineage: Eukaryota; Dinophyceae; Prorocentrales; Prorocentraceae.